Molecule: messenger RNA, 3078 nt
Organism: Corticium candelabrum
Lineage: Eukaryota; Metazoa; Porifera; Homoscleromorpha; Homosclerophorida; Plakinidae
Product: GTPase-activating Rap/Ran-GAP domain-like protein 3
Exons: 25
Coding region: 57-2894 (945 amino acids)
Biological process (GO): regulation of small GTPase mediated signal transduction; activation of GTPase activity
Cellular component (GO): cytoplasm
Molecular function (GO): GTPase activator activity
Source: RefSeq, a predicted model, not a curated record
AGAGUGCGCUUUAUAACCUCGAAUGCAUCGCUACUGCGUGAGUUAUUUGUCUGGCAAUGGAUGAGCGAGAAUACGAAUUCAGUGGGUCUCCGCAGAGUCGGAAUCGGCACAUCUCUGGUCGCUCGUUACUUCACACGCGCAGCCUGAGCUCGUCGAUCGAGGCUCUCGAAUCUUGUGUGUCGCCGUCAAGACGAAACAGUCCGGGAAUGAGCAGGAAAGCAUAUGGGUCGGUGGAAGAGCUAUUGUCUCUCGACAUAAGCGGAGAGAGGAAAAGACACCGGUUUCGUGUCGAGUCGUUUUCGAUGAGCGAGGACGGUGACCAGGUGGUCGACCGUUGCUCUCACACGGCGCCCUAUCUCGAGAACCCCGAGUACGAGACUCGUUGGUACUUCAAGUACUUUCUUGGACGUGCGCAUCAGAACUUUCUCGGCUCGGACGAGAACAAGAAUCCUUUCUUUCUAUCCGUCGUCGCUACGGAUGCGGACAACCACGGAACGAUGCAGCAUCGGUGCAUCUUGUGGCAUAAAAGUGGCAAUCAGAGACUAUGCCUGCCGUUGACACCCGGAAAGUCACUCAACUACAAGACCAUUUUGCAGAAGUGGGGCAAGACGAAGUUUGAGAAGACACCGAGAGAGCUAGUGAGCCCGGCCAUUCAGAAGGAUCUCCUCACGCUGGAGGAACAAGAGGGAGCCGUGAACUUCAAGUUUGGAGUCUUGUAUUGCAAGGAAAGGCAGACUGCUGAGACAGAGAUGUUUAGUAACGAGACUGGCAGUGAACAGUUUGGUAAAUUUCUCGAUCUCCUGGGAGAUGUAAUCCAGUUACAGGACUGGGACAGAUUCAGAGGCGGCUUAGAUGUCAAAACAAAUACCACUGGCACACAGUCCGUUUACACUGUGUAUAAAGGACAUGAGAUCAUGUUCCACGUAUCCACCAUGUUGCCAUUCUCCCGUGACAAUCCACAGCAGGUGGAGAGGAAGCGACACAUUGGUAAUGACAUAUGUGUUAUUGUCUUCUGUGAGGGAAAGUAUCCAUCCUUUCAGCCAUCAUCUAUAAAAUCCAAAUUUAUUCAUGUUUUUGCUGUGGUCUCCUACGAUAAGGAAGAAGAUGGAUACAGGCUUCAGAUGUACUCGGCUGAGAGCGUGCCUCUGUUUGGACCCGCUCUUCCCAACUUAGGAGUUUUCAAAGAUCACAUUGGAUUCCGGGAAUUAUUACUUGCUAAAUUGAUGAAUGGCGAAAAAGCAGCAUAUGGAACUCCAAUAUUCAAAGACAAACGAGAAAGGACUCUUGACUUGCUUAUUAGAAAUCUGGAAAAGGAUUAUGACGCCAUGAUGGCUCCUAGACGAUCUCUGCUGAUCUUGCCUGAGACGUUAUCGCCUCGAAUUCAAAGAAGGAAGGUACAAGCUCGAGUGACUGAGUUUCAGCAAAUCGGCCAAGACUUGAAGCUGAAGAAGAUCAUGAAGGGAGAUCAUCCAACAAGCUUGCAAACGUCCAGUCUCUUCAAGAAAGAUCCUUGGGAGCCACAGCUGCUGUCAGCAGAAAUAUUUUCUCAUGACAUCGUUUGUGGAGAUUCAUGGGGAGAUCAGGUCGUGAUUGCAUCCAGUGAUGGCGUGUUUAUACUCUAUGAGGAUCAUUACUAUCCGCUUAUCAAUAAGAUGAUUACUGUACAACAGCUCACUGUGUGCGAAUCCCAUGAUGUGAUGGUUUUCAGAGGGGGGAACGCUUCAGGAAAGGAAAGAUACGUGUAUGUUUUCAGAACAUCGGAGCUGAAUAUUGUUGACUCUCCUUUAUUGGUAAAAUCAGAAUGCAGAAGCCAUCGUAUACAAAGAACAAAAGGAUGUCACUUGUUUGCUUGUAGCCCUUCAGAAUCUGAGAUCUUUCAGUUGGCUGUGGCAGUCAAGAAUAAAGUUCAAAUUUAUCAGUGGGGGAAUAGCAAUAGAUUAUCUACUGCUUCUGACAUGGAACUCAAUGCUUCCGAUGUGCUGAGUUUUAUUAGGGAAGUAUCUCUUGCAGAUGUACCAUGUGUGAUGACAAUGAUUCACGACUUUGAGGGUAGUCAAAAGUACAAGAUGUGUUUUGGCUAUAAGCAACAAUUUGAUUUGGUGUCUGACGAUGGAGACGAUCGAACCGUCUUGUAUGAAAUCAAGUCUGGAUCAAAGGUUAUUCCUGUUUCAGCUGUUGACUUAUAUGAGGAGACUCAUGCUGAAGUCGUUCUCACUUAUGGACACAACUCUUUGCAUCGGAGCUUGUCUACUGUUGAGGAUAUUCCCGAUGUCGAAAUCAAGUGGAAUCAUGCACCAUCAGCCAUUGCUUGUGCAUUUCCAUAUAUGAUGGGUUUUUCAUCAUCAUCUAUUGAAAUUCGACUGGCGAUUAAUGGGAGUUUAGUGCACACAUUGAAAAUGCCUGAUAUUCGUUUGAUUUCUGCCAAGAAUGACCUAAUUUUCUGCUCAUCGGCUUCUGGAAUUAAAGGAUCGCCGCCUUGUAGUCACAAGCCAAAGUUUGGAUCUCCGUCUAGGUUCGGUCGAAUGAGAACUGCAGUGUCUGUAGCUUCUCUUGUGCCUUUGCCAUCUGAUUCAACGGAGAAUUUUAUUUAUCGGAUAUCUGCUGACACAUUGGCAGGGAUCACCAGUGCUCCUAGGUCUCCUACAGUCAACAGCCCAACUCUUACUCCUCCUCCUCUGUCUCCACUUGUUCCUUUGGUAACUGGUGCUCCACAGGUACAAAUAUCACGACUUGCUUCAUUGAAACGAGUUCGGGGAGCAAGACGGCAAACUGAUUCUGUGUAUAAGAGCUUGGAGGAGCUGGAGUUAGCUCUCAGCGAGUUGGAGUCUAUUGACCUGAAGACACCAACGUCACCAGUUGCACCAACAUUUUUGAGUUGUAGUCCUCUUCAAUGAGGUAGGUGUAUACGUAUUUAGUGAGUAAAUACUUAUAGUACAGAUGUCCAAAUAGCUUAGUAUUGUGCAAUAGAUACGUUGUUAUUGUUUCUGAACAAUUUUUAUGGGACAUCAGAUAGUUUCAUUUAUUUAUGUACAGUACAUUGUUGACUAUAGAAUAUUAUUGAAGUGUUAUAUCACUAAC